AUGACAUCUCUCUAUGAGAACAAGCUAUACUCCAGAACCAGCCAAGGCAAAGUUUGCACAUGGUGCGAGGCCUUUGGCGUGAAGCUGGUUGCUUCUCCGUUGAUCCCCCUCUUUGCUCGCCAGGCAGGCUACGAUUCUCUCUUCAUUGACCUGGAGCACUCUUCACUGUCUCUGUCAGACGCCAGUCUCCUGUGUACCAGUGCUCUCCCCCUCGGCGUCACCCCCAUCGUGCGGGUCCCGUAUCAAUGUGGUGAUGGCUUCGUUCAACGAGUCAUGGACGGCGGAGCCAUGGGCGUCAUCUUCCCACACAUUCGCAACAAGAAUGAUGCGGAAGCGGCUGUCAGGAUUGCCAAGUAUCCUCCAGUCGGAUCACGCUCCAUGAUGGGCCAACUGCCAGUUUUCUCAACUGACCCUGUCCCUGUGCCGUCAGUUGUAGAACAGACAAACAAGCAUGGCUCUGCCGUUCUCCUCAUGGUUGAGACCGCGGAAGCGGUAGAAAACAUCGAUGACAUUGCCGCAGUGGAAGGCGUCGAUGUUCUUCUCAUCGGGUCAAACGACCUUUCCAUUGAACUUGGGGUCCCUGGCCAGUUCAAGAGCGACAAGUACCGUUCUGCUGUUGAAGCCGUCAGUAAGGCUUGCAAGAAGCACGGCAAGAUUUUUGGGUUUGCCGGUGUGUAUGAGAAUGCAGAGAUCCAGGCAUGGGCAAUCAAUGAACUGGGAGCCCGCUACAACCUCGUCAACCAGGACUCGGUCUGGAUUGCGAAGGGCGCCAGAGCUUCGAAGGAUGCUUUGGAGUUGGUGUCUGCGCAUGCAAAAUAG
Molecule: messenger RNA, 819 nt
Organism: Fusarium vanettenii 77-13-4
Lineage: Eukaryota; Fungi; Ascomycota; Sordariomycetes; Hypocreales; Nectriaceae
Exons: 3
Coding region: 1-819 (272 amino acids)
Cellular component (GO): cytoplasm
Molecular function (GO): aldehyde-lyase activity
Source: RefSeq, a predicted model, not a curated record